AUCUCCCCACCCCUCCAGCUUUUCUUGAUCUGAAGUGAGGUAGGUAUAUAUAGAAAAAUGGGGAGGUCAGCAUGCUGUGAGAAGGUGGGGUUGAAGAAAGGGCCAUGGACUCGUGAGGAAGAUGAGAAGCUAUUAGCUUAUAUACAGCAACAUGGGCAUGGAAGCUGGAGAGCUCUCCCUCCUAAAGCUGGGCUGCAGAGAUGUGGGAAAAGCUGCAGAUUAAGGUGGACAAACUAUUUGAGGCCAGACAUUAAGAGAGGGAAGUUCAGCUUACAAGAAGAGCAGACCAUCAUUCAGCUUCAUGCCCUUCUUGGUAACAGAUGGUCCGCCAUAGCAAGUUGCUUAUCAAAAAGAACUGAUAAUGAAAUAAAAAACUAUUGGAACACGCAUUUAAAGAAAAAAUUAAUUAAAAUAGGACUCGAUCCCAUAACUCAUAAACCUAAGUACCACGCCCUCGAUUGCAAUCAACCCAAGGACAUUGCCAACCUUAACCACAUGGCGCAAUGGGAAAGUGCUCGGCUUGAAGCCGAAGCUAGAAUCAUUAGUGAGUCCAAGCUGAUAUCCGAUGUCUAUCACUCUACCGCAACUCCUCCACCACCACGACCACCACUGCUUGCACCACCUCCACCGCCACGACCAUCAUGUUUAGACGUACUAAAAGUAUCGCAAGGGGCAUGGGGAACUCCAAGAAAAGGCGUUACCAUAACGAACUCUAACGGUUUUUCCACCACCAACGCAGCCCUCACAUCCGUGUCAUCAAUGUUAAAAUUUUCAGACACCAUGCUCUCCGCAUCCAUAGAUGGAGUUAUCCAUGAACAUUCAUUUGCAUCAGACAUCAUAAAUUACGUCGAAAGCCCUGGUGCAUGUGCAAUUGGUAGGAUUACCAGUGAGAACAAUCAAGAUGGAUAUCAGGUGAAGGGCAUAAUGGAUAAUUCUCUGCAGAUUCAUGACAUGGUUGCUGAUUGGUUGAGGUUUCCAAGCUUCUUGGAGGGCUUCACGGAUCUGCAAUCUGGCAGUGUCGUCACUGGACCUGCUGAUAAUGCUGUGUCUGAAGAUAACACCAAUAGCUACUGGAAUAACAUUCUACUACCGUCGACUCACAAAUGGAUUCGCCCGUGA
Messenger RNA from Sesamum indicum (sesame), 1119 nucleotides. RefSeq names its product transcription factor MYB16-like. The record is from RefSeq and is a predicted model, not a curated record. Lineage: Eukaryota; Viridiplantae; Streptophyta; Magnoliopsida; Lamiales; Pedaliaceae.